Molecule: messenger RNA, 4651 nt
Organism: Cyprinus carpio (common carp)
Lineage: Eukaryota; Metazoa; Chordata; Actinopteri; Cypriniformes; Cyprinidae
Product: gamma-aminobutyric acid receptor subunit alpha-6-like
Biological process (GO): gamma-aminobutyric acid signaling pathway; monoatomic ion transmembrane transport; nervous system process
Cellular component (GO): GABA-A receptor complex; synapse; neuron projection
Molecular function (GO): GABA-gated chloride ion channel activity; GABA-A receptor activity; benzodiazepine receptor activity
Source: RefSeq, a predicted model, not a curated record
CAGCAAGACUUCACGCAUAAAAAAGCUUCGAGAUUUACGCACACAAGCCUCGCGACCGCACCAGCUCCUUUCGCACACAUACAUUAUGGGACGUGCAACUAACACUAGUUGACAAGGGUACACUUGGAUAGAGAGCGCGCGCAAAGCAUGACUUGGAUACGCUCAUGUUUUUUCCUGUCUUGUGUUGGACAGGUGUUUGCAAAUCCGCCAACCGAGACGAGGAUAUAUUUGGAUAACAUUACGCGCGUUUUGGAUCGAUUAUUAGAUGGAUAUGACAACAGACUCCGACCUGGAUUUGGAGGUCCUGUCACAGAGGUUAAAACGGACAUAUUUGUCACCAGCUUUGGUCCUGUUUCUGAUGUGGAAAUGGAAUACACAAUGGAUGUGUUUUUUCGGCAAACCUGGAUAGACGACCGGCUGAAAUUUGAGGGCCCUAUUGAGAUCCUGCGUCUCAACAACCUAAUGGUCAGCAACAUUUGGACACCGGACACUUUCUUCCGAAAUGGCAAACGUUCUAUUUCGCACAACAUGACCACUCCCAACAAGCUGUUUCGCAUCAUGCAGAACGGAACUAUUCUGUACACCAUGAGGUUAACCAUCAAUGCUGAGUGUCCCAUGCGGCUGAUAAAUUUUCCAAUGGAUGGACAUUCAUGUCCUUUGAAAUUUGGCAGCUAUGCCUACCCAAUGAGUGAGAUUGUUUACACGUGGAAGAAAGGGCCAUUAUUUUCAGUGGAGGUUCCUCAGGAGAGUUCCAGUCUGCUACAGUAUGAUCUCAUUGGACAGACGGUGUCUAGUGAGAGGCUGAAGUCAAACACAGGUGAAUACAUAGUCAUGACGGUGUACUUCCACCUGCAGAGGAAAAUGGGUUUCUUCUUGAUCCAGACAUACAUCCCGUGCAUUAUGACUGUGAUCCUAGCACAGGUCUCCUUCUGGAUCGACAAAGAGUCAGUACCAGCCAGAACUGUGUUUGGCAUCACCACAGUACUAACCAUGACCACGCUGAGCAUUAGCGCUCGUCACUCCUUACCCAAGGUCUCCUAUGCCACCGCCAUGGACUGGUUCAUCGCCGUCUGCUUUGCAUUCGUCUUCUCAGCCCUUAUCGAGUUCGCUGCUGUCAACUAUUUCUCCACCUUGCAGGCCAAUAAGGAACUUCGGCGGGUCAGCAUGGCCUGUGCUGCGGUCAGAAGUGAUGGAGAAGUUGUUACGAAUCCUCUGGACCCUGGAGGUGUGCUGAAGAAAAGGCUGAACUCUGUCUCUCAAAGAGAUGCUCCUGACAGGUUCUCCAGAGCUCCACAGCCUGGUCUCCAUCAGCAAGGCUCCACUGUCCCUGCCAUCAACACGCUGACAACUAGUAUUAUUGACAAAUACUCUCGCAUCCUUUUUCCGCUGUCCUUCGGGGCCUUCAACCUGGUCUACUGGAUUGUCUAUCUCACCAAAGACACUAUGGAGUCCAGGGAAGUGUGAGCCCUGUUAGAAAUCACAGAAAAGUGGGAUGAAGACAUGGCCAUCUAAUAAACUGGUGAAUACAUAGAUGGAUGGAUGGACGGAAGGAUGGAUGAGAGACACAUUCAGGGUCUGCUGCUGAAGAUGUAACUGUGAUUGUGCUGAGAGGGGACAAUUUUGACUCUCCUUCACCUCUGCCCCCUCCCUUUCUUCAGCCCAAUAGCAUGUAUUGACCUCUCAUCGCUCUGGCAUGAAACUCUCCGACUGCAGAAUGGUUUCCUCCUCCCUAAAGACAGUCAAGGUGCAAUGGCACUUGUGGCACUCUUGUUUUGACACUGUCACAUAAUUACACACUCAACAUCCUCCCUUCACACACACACACACACACAUACAAAAAAAACUCUGCAGACACACAAUAAUGUGCAGGUGUGGCUUUCUGGCAAAUGCAAGCCUUACAGCAGCCAUAGGGGCUUUCGCACUGGAGGAACCUAUUCAUAGUUCCUAUUGGUGGAAGUGGUGUUGUCACACAGUGCGUGAACACAAUGACCAAUCAGCACUGUUUAACAAUCUGCUCCACAGCUCAAAAUUUCAGUAUAGAAUGGUAUCUCGGUCGGUACUUUUGACAAGGUGGAAGUUCCCGCUUUUUGGUGUUUUCUCACCGCAGGAACUAGAAACAUAUAGGAACUCCGUUUGGAGGAACUAAAUUAGCUCCUACUUUAGAGUAGGGUUUAAAACAGUUCUAUAGGGACUGUCAAUGACAUAAGUGUACGCUGAUUGGCAAACGCAUACGAAACACCGGCUAUCUGGCAUGUUUAAAAAGCCAUGUAAAAAUAUUUACUUCAAGAACAUGUAAACCAGCAAUAACAGCAUUUACCUGUUGUCUGCAGUGUUGUGUUCUUUUCUCAGUCUCAAUUAUACACAACACUGCAAGAGAUUUAGUCAGACUUUAAUUCUCUUUCAAUCGCAUAAAUUGUGUUUUUACAUUCCAUCUCCGUUAUAACAAAACCCAUGACACACAACAAAAACAGCUCCGAUCACGGCGUCCUCCAUUCACUGUUUGUUGAUGUUUGUAAAUGCAGCUCACAAAGACGUCGCAGUCGACUGCUUCAAAGGCUGCGAAUGCAACCAGCAAAACGGCCCGAGGAGGAAAUUGGUUCUCUAAGAACUAUCAUUCUGGCUAGUUCCUAGAACUGAGUCCCUUGAACUACGCGGUGCGAAAGCCCCUCAUGUUACUUUAACCCUGAAAAGAAGCAACAAGCAAUGCAAAACUGAAUUAAGGCCAGUCUUUGCUAUAACAACUUGAGUUGAUUUUUGAAGGCUGUCAUACAGGUGUGUAACAAUCUACAAGAACAAAAAAAAAUGUGUAUCUGUUGGUAAAGAACUCACUGACAAGUGAUUGAAUUGAUGCAUUAUUAUCAAUGAAACAUAAUGAAGGAUGCAUUUUUUUUUUUUCAUUAUUAUUUUCAUAGGUUACACCUAUGGUGGUGUAGGUCUUGUAAAUGGCUCAUAUUCUUUGGCCCUUGUGACAAUCAUUAAAUAUAACAGAUUCUCCAGUGUGCUGAGACAUGCAUGAUGGUUAUAAGGUACACAAUGGAUUUUAAUUUCCAAUAUGGUACUUUUUGGAAUUUAGCAAGUACUGGGGAAGGUGUCCAUUUUGUCAAUCCGUGUUUAGGGGAAUUUUAAUUUGCACUAUAUUUUAAAGUACAUGCAUUUAGUGUACAAUUUACUUACACAGCAAAGUACUGAAUAAAAUAAGGUAACUACAAGUUUAGGUUUAGUUUACCGUUAGUACCUAGUUAUUACAUAGUUAUUAAAAUUACUAUAAUAAUUGGGUCACACUUUGUUUUAAGGUGUGCUUGUUACAAUGUAAUUGUACAUUUAAGUACUGAGGAAUAUUAGUUAACUACAUGUGCUUACUAUGUGGUUAUGGGAUUAAGGUUUGACUUAGGGUUACUUGCAUUAUGCAUAAUUUAUUUUUAUUUUAAUAGUAUGUGUAUGCACAUGCAUAACAGGACUGUAAGAUAAAGUGCUGGAUUUUCUUCUUGGCACACUGAAUAAUUUUGCACCUGCAAUUUGUUCACACAGACAUUUAUCUUGAUUGUUUACAAAUCCUGCAAAUUGACAGUCAAGCUGAUGUGACAUCUCUGCACGCGGACAUUUAUAGUUGCGGUUUAUUUUCAGAGUUAAGACACUUUAUUUAUUGUGGCGGUUCUAUUAUUUGGUCCACUUCCUCUACACAUCUGCAAACAGUUCUAGUCUUUCCAGACACUGGAGUCCACCUGGGGCAAAGAAUGCAUGCUAUCUUCAGACAGUAGCUGUUUUGUUGAAUCAUUUUGUCCCACUCUUUUUGCUUCAUUGAACUGAUGGGGGUCUUUCAGGAGAGAGUUAUUUUAGAACUCUCUCCUCUUUUAGACAAAAGCAGCCCUCCUGGGAAAAAAAAAAAAAAAAAACUAUGUGUAUGUACAGUAUGCACUGACUUAUUUACACACAGACACACUCUCUGUCCUACAGAUAUGCCCUUUUCAAAAGUGCAUCUACAGAACCAGUGCUACUGUGCUUUUUGCCAUUGAUAAACUGUUCUUCUUAUAUAAGGUGCUAUUAUAAUUGAAGAUGAUUUAUUUGUUGGGCUCCGUCAAAGUAUAUUAUAAAAUGUGUAUUUAAAUACUUCACCAUCCAAGCCUCCUUUGGCAGAAACCUUCCUGGCAACAGUCCACCUGCUGUGAAACAUGUUCAUUUAUGUAUGUUAUAUGUAUCUCAUUUUGAUUUUGAUUUAUAAAUGGGCUUGAAAUGAUGUUCAGUUCUCAGCUUAUUAUCAGGUAUAUUGACCGCCUUCUUUGCAUUUUAAUACUCAAGUAUAUUAUCACUUAAUAAUAAACUUCUUCAUAAGAGCAAACUAAUCCAGUUCACAAACAGUUAUGAAAUUUCCAGUUUAGACAAGUCAAUGCCAAUAAUAUGAAGGUUCAUCAUCUGGGGUUAACUGGGUCCUGCGACGAUGGGAAUCCACCCAUUAAAAACUGUCCCUGGCCAAAUGCAUGCAAUUUAAUGUGCUGUACAUACAUGUGUAACUAUGAGUUAUUUAUUAUAUGCAUAAGCAUACUGUUUGAUUGUUUCUGUUUUUGUUUUUUUGGACUACAUGGCCUCUCAUGCACACACUGUACACGGAUUGACAGGUUCUCUGACCUGCUAAUCUUAGACAUUAUGCAGAUUU